Molecule: messenger RNA, 345 nt
Organism: Echinostoma caproni
Lineage: Eukaryota; Metazoa; Platyhelminthes; Trematoda; Plagiorchiida; Echinostomatidae
Source: the annotation of a GenBank genome assembly
AUGGGACAAUGGGAACCACUUCGUGGACGUCGACGGACAACCAGUCACACAUCAAGCAAGGAUCAGUCCACGUGUGACUUUCCGGACGGAGUGUUUGUCUGUGAACCGGAAUCCGGUGAGGUCAGUCUGAAUCCGUUGACCAGUGCCGAAUUGUCCCAUGAUUCGGGUGUCUAUUUCGGUCAGUCCACACCGGGCGUGGCAAUCAAUCGAGGCUAUUCCCGUAGACGUGCGUACACGGGCGAAUCGUGGCCGGAUGGACCACGAGAAGUGGAGGCACCAUGGCGUCAAUCCAAUUCUCAUCUGAACGGUAGCCGAUCGGGUCUAAACGUUAGGGUGAGUUGCUAA